This is a messenger RNA of Medicago truncatula (barrel medic), 752 nucleotides long. RefSeq names its product transmembrane protein 230. NCBI's taxonomy places the organism in Eukaryota, Viridiplantae, Streptophyta, Magnoliopsida, Fabales, Fabaceae. The transcript has 2 exons. The record is from RefSeq and is a predicted model, not a curated record. Gene Ontology annotation, cellular component: endomembrane system. Bases 166 to 477 code for a protein of 103 amino acids.
ACACGAGACGAGACCAUAUUAAUAAACUCAUUUAAUUGUCAAACUAAUAAGAAAUCUCAACCCAAAGCAACAAAAUUCAUCAAUACUCAACCCAUCCCAAAACCCUCCACCCAAACAACAACCUCCAAAAUCCAAAUCUAGCUACCAACAAAGCAAAACAAAACAAUGGCAUACGUAGAUCACGCUUUUUCGAUUUCAGACGAGGAUAUCAUGAUAGGAACCUCGUACACUGUCAACAACAAACCACCCGUCAAAGAGAUCGCACUCGCUGUUUCACUUCUCGUCUUUGGUUUUCUCAGUAUCAUCAUCGGUUCUCUCAUGGCUUAUAACCAUGUCGGUGGUGACACUGCUCAUGGGCUUUUCUUUGCAAUACUGGGAAUGUUAUUGUUCAUACCUGGUUUCUACUACACGAGGAUUGCAUAUUAUGCUUACAAAGGAUACAAAGGGUUCUCUUUCUCUAACAUACCUCCUGUGUAGCUCUCAUAAUUCAAGUUCAGUUUCACAGCUUCCUUAUGUACAUAUCUUCCCUUAUUGUACUCCACCACCUUUCUUGUAUUUUUUUCUUUUGUUCUUGCCGGACAUACAAUGAGUGUUUAGAUUUAGAUUGUAGUCUGUAAUUGCUCUUAAUAUAUACUGCUGCUGUUAAGAUUUUGUUCUUCAUUGUUAAUUGUCCUGCUCCAAACCCGUUGUUGAAUAGUUUGUGUUUCUCAUCUUUCUUUAUGAUUUUAAUAAUAGCACACCUUGAUAAAGUA